This is a messenger RNA of Triplophysa rosa, 1103 nucleotides long. RefSeq names its product zinc finger protein 184-like. The record is from RefSeq and is a predicted model, not a curated record. The coding region runs from base 50 to 643 and encodes 197 amino acids. NCBI's taxonomy places the organism in Eukaryota, Metazoa, Chordata, Actinopteri, Cypriniformes, Nemacheilidae. The transcript has 3 exons.
GUGAAACAGUUGCAUGUUUAUUCCGUGCCGUUUUUUAUAAUCUGUAACUAUGGACAGCAACAGUCAGAUAAUAGAAGAACUACGGGCUGAAAUCAUUGAACUAAAGAGAAGAGUAUCUGCCCUAGAAGACAAGUUCAACCACAAGGAAGAAGUGCAGAUCCAGGACGUGUCUAAAUCAUCUCUAUUUUGUAUAUUUGAGCCAAAUACUUCUUCAAAUCACGAGGAUGCAUGUCAAAAUGUUGACCAAUGGCCAGUGCAGGAGUCUCCGGAUUCAUCCACUGCAUCUCCAGUCUGUGACUCUGUGUGCAGUGAUACAGAACAACACAGUGCAUCUGCUUUAUACCCCAAAAUUUCAAGUGUUUGUACAUUCCUUAAAAAGGAGCCAGACCCAAUAGAAAUAAAUGGGAUAUCAGCAUUUAAUGGUGUUGCAGGCCAUCCUGCAUUGCAAGAGUUGAAGGAUGUAAAUAUUGUGACUCCUGUUACAAAAAAUGAAGGCCCAUUUGAAGUUCCUAAAGGACUGCAGACACCGUUGAAGGAGUGCUCAGUGCAGCUGGUGGACUGUGUUAAAACACUCAAGCAAGUUACAAAGACAGCCAAAGCUUCAAGAAAGUGUAAGGGAAGUGCAGACGAUCAUCCAGGGUAAAAAACAUCCCUUUGGGCAAAAGGCUAAAGCAUCCACUGGACUGUUCUCUUUGUGGAAAAACGAUACCUACAGCAUCAUCCCUUAAAACUCACAAGAGCCUUCAUAUUAGAAAGAUCUACCGGUGUUCGCAGUGUGGACAUACAUUCUACUAUUUGCAUACCUAUACAAAACAUAAGAGGUUUCAUGAAAGGAAACCACCUGAAUCUGAAGAAAAAUGAUUAGGGUUACCCUGAACUGUGUGUGAAAAAUGUUCUCUAAAAUGUCACAUGAAGCCGUUGAACUGUCCUUAGACCCACAUGAAGCAUAAACAACACACUGGAGAGAAGCUGAACAAACGCAUAUACUGUGAAAUAGUGCUUCUUUCUCUUCCUUCGAAAAAAUUUACUAUGUUGUUUUAUAAUAGUAAAAUGGUUUUAUCCAUUGUUUUUUGAGCAAUUCUGUUGCUAUUUUUAUAACCACA